AUGCAAGAUAAGCCCCCGGUGCAGAUCGAUUCCAACAGCAUCAAUGAAGGCAAAGAGGCGCUGGAAGGCUACGUUGUCGAUCCAAGGCUAUAUCCUGACAAUACAGCGGGGCUCAAAACCUCGUCAGAUGGCCGUUACGUGCUCAUUCCUCAGCCGCUGGACACGUCGGAUGAUCCCUUGAACUGGAGCCAGCGUAAGAAAUGGAUGACGGUGUGGAUCAUGGCGUACAUCGCGUUUCUGGCCGACUACACCGGGGGUACGGCCAUCAUCACGGUGAUUCCGCAGUCGAUGCAAUGGGAACUGCCCCAGGCGACGGUUCAACGUGCGGUCGUCGGCAAUCUAUUUACCAUUGGUGCCUGUGGGCUUAUUGUCGUGACCCUGGCCAGCUUCUUUGGCCGCAUGCCUAUCCUUCUGCUGUUCCAGGCCGUCAUGGUUGGGACGUGCGCUUGGUCGGCAGCUGCCACGAGCUUUGAGUCGUACAUGGCGGCGCGCAUCAUCAACGGUCUCUUCUGUAGUGUCGGACAGGGAGGCGCCCUGCUCUGGAUCAAGGAUCUGUUCUUCUUCCACGAGCACCCCCGAGUCAUCAACUAUAUUGAGUUUUUCAUCAUCAUGAGUCCGUAUCUCGGCCCGUUGCUGACCUGCUUCAUCGUGGCCGACGUCUCCUGGCGCUGGGCCUUCUGGCUGUGCACCUGCAUGUCGGCUGUAGCGUUCUUGUUAGUUUUUCUUCUCGAUGAGACGCUGUUCGAGCGCAAGGGCCGUCGGAUCGCUCGUGGAUCGUACGUUGGUCGCCUGACCGGCGCUCAGCAGGCACAGUUCUGGAAAGACCGGAGCUUUCUGCAAUGUCUGAUGCGGCCUCUGGUAGCCAUCACGAAGAUCCCCGUGCUGAUUGUUCUGAUCUACUAUUUCCUGAAUUUCGCCUGGGUGAUUGGAGUCAACACGACGAUCGGGAUCUGGCUGGUAAAUGACUAUGGCUUCUCGACGCGGGGAAUCGGCUACUUUUACUUCUUCGGCAUCGUCGGCGUGAUCAUCGGCUGGUUGAUUGGACAUUACCUCCAUGAUGCCGUAGGUACAUUCUACAUGAACCGCCACCAAGGGCGACUACACCCCGAGGCCCGUCUGAUUAUUGUAUACCCCGCGACUGUGCUCUGUUGCGUCAGUCUGAUUGUGCUGGGGUUUGCCUUUGAGCGCCAUUGGCAUUACAUGACCAUCGCCGUCUUUGCUGCAAUGCAGUGUAGCAGCAUGAUGGUAAUCACCACCGCCAUCAACGCAUAUCUGCUCGACUGCUAUCCGGAAGGGUCCGGGGAGGUUGGCGCAUGGGUGACUGCGAGUCGCAACUGGGGAGGCUUCAUGGCAACGUACAUCCAAAUUGAGUGGGUGAGUGGCAUGGGUCCAGCCAAAGCGCUGGGGAUCCAGGCAGCCAUCACCUUUGGUUCGUUGUCGUUCAUGGUGCUGCUCCAGGUCUUCGGACAGUGGCUGCGCAAGUGGCAGGGACGGAUGCAUUUUGGAAAAGCUGCCAAACCGGUGUGA
Messenger RNA from Aspergillus clavatus NRRL 1, 1527 nucleotides. Its product is annotated as putative MFS transporter. Gene Ontology annotation, biological process: transmembrane transport. Lineage: Eukaryota; Fungi; Ascomycota; Eurotiomycetes; Eurotiales; Aspergillaceae. Gene Ontology annotation, molecular function: transmembrane transporter activity. The coding region runs from base 1 to 1527 and encodes 508 amino acids. The record is from RefSeq and is a predicted model, not a curated record. The transcript is spliced from 3 exons.